Molecule: messenger RNA, 825 nt
Organism: Ostreococcus lucimarinus CCE9901
Lineage: Eukaryota; Viridiplantae; Chlorophyta; Mamiellophyceae; Mamiellales; Bathycoccaceae
Exons: 1
Coding region: 1-825 (274 amino acids)
Biological process (GO): thiamine biosynthetic process
Molecular function (GO): hydroxyethylthiazole kinase activity; magnesium ion binding; ATP binding
Source: RefSeq, a predicted model, not a curated record
AUGGACGACGCGCGCGCGAGUCCGAAGGUUCAGCUCAUCAUGAACGCGUGCUCGGCGUCCAAAGCCGCGGACGUCGUGCUCGCCGUCGGUGCGAAACCGUGCAUGGGAUGCACCACCUACGAGGAAGCCGCGCUCACCGCAUCGCUCUGCGACGUGACCGUGUUGAAUUUCGGCACGCCCACGACGGCGGAGAUCGCAAACGCCGUGCUCAGCGCGCAAAACGUCGUGGUCGAUCCCGUGGGGUGUGGACUGGAGACGAGAGGGAGAACGGUAAAGGAGUGGUUGGAACGGCGCGGCGCCGUCGCUCGGGACGCGAGCGAUGUGCGACCGAUGCGCACUGUGGUGAAGGGAAAUCGAAGUGAAAUCGAAGCGUUGAUUGAGUUGUUUGCUGUGAACGGUAGCGUUGGGGCGAAUUUGAGCGUUACGCCGGAAUCGUCCGACGGCGACUGCGCGGAAAAAGACGUUUUCGACGCGCUGAAUCAACUAUCGGAAAAGCUUGGCGCGAUGAUUGUGAUGACUGGGAGCGUGGAUUAUGUUACCACACCGCGAUCAACUCGGGUCGAUGGUGCGCCCGGAAACGAAGCCGUUCAUGAGUUCGAUGCGCCGAUUCUGCAGAAAUUUUCUGGCGCGGGUUGUUGCCUCGGAGCCUUCCUGGCGGCGACGGUUCCUGGAUCGGGACUAGCGAAUGCGAGAGCGUUGCGAGCCUCGUGCCUAGUGUACAGACGGAUUGCGACUGACGUUGUUCGGUUAGGGAACUUUUCCGGACCUGCUUCUUUCCAAGUGGCAUUCUUUGACGCGCUGGCGAGUCUAAAAAGCUACGAGUAG